ACGUAAAUAAGUUGAUCAGCUCGGUUGUUUUCCUGCUUUUGCUUUGGUAUCAUCAGUCGCUUCGGUUACAUUGAUGCUAGGGCUAAAAUUUCAUACAAACACGGAGACAAAACGGUACUGAGAUUUUAUCCGACAUAUUAGGAUAUGCCAUCCGACUUUGUAACGUAAUUGCAACGAAAGCCUCGUGUGGACAACAAACCGAGUGUUUAGUUAGCCAACUAACCGGGGUUAGCACCACAAAUCUCCAGUCUGUGUGCUGCUCAUGCACACGUUCUCUUCCAGUUCUUCGUCUGUACUCGGUUUCGUAUUCGGUCAGCACUUUCAGUCCGUGGUUUCGCCAGGAAAGAAUGAACUGGCUUUUCCCCUUGUCCAAAGGCUCCGGACCUCUCCCUCCUCUUAACAGCCUACAGCAACAGAGACAGCGGCAGAUCGAGUCGCUGAAAGCCGCUCACCCCAGCCUGGCAGAAAUCCAGAAGGAUGUGGAGUACAGAAUACCAUUCACAGUCAACAACUCCACCAUUAGUGUUAACAUUCUGCUGCCUCCUCAGUUCCCUCAGGAGAAACCGGUUGUUAGUGUCUACCCCCCCGUUGGUCAUCAUUUAGUCGACAGCAAUAAUGGAACCAUGAUCACAAGCCCCCUCAUCACUAAUUUCGGGAUGCACUCAGAUCUGGGUAAAAUCAUCCAAAGUCUGCUGGACGAGUUCUGGAAAAGUCCUCCUGCCUUGAUGUCCACUGGCCCUCCUGGUUUUCCAUACAUUUACAAGCAGUCAGGCAUUGCCCCCUACCCCACUCAGGCUUACCACUAUGGUCCUCGCCAUGUGGGUCCCAGCCAGACACCGCCUCCUGGUCCGGCCCCAGCACCAUCUCUAGCCCCCCCGCCUUACCCAGGGGUUGAUAGUGCCCAUGGGCCUCCUCGAGGUCCAGCCCCAUACGGACUGAUUUCUGACCUGCCGUUACCUGUACCGACCACAGACUCACAGGCUGGACUGAACGGACACAUGUACAAGAUGCCUGAGAUUCCAGAGACGUUUCCUGAACUCUGUGACUUGAAUCUUACCCAGUUGUCGGAUAUGUCUGAAAAUGAGGAUGUGUUACUGGAGUUCUUUGUGAGUUUGCCACAACUCAAACAGGUCACCAGUGAUAAAGAAGAGCUGGUCACCAGUAUAGUGGACAUGGCUAAGAAGAACCUUCAUAUGGAGCCACAGCUGGAAGGAAAAAGACAAGAGAUGCUCUACAAGUAUGAACAGCUGACACAGAUGAAAUCGGCCUUCGAGACAAAGAUGCAAAGACAGCAUGAACUCAGUGAGAGUUGUAGUCUAAGCACUCUGCAGGCUCGGUUAAAAGUUGCAGCCCACCAGGCAGAAGAGGAGUCGGAGGAGACGGCGGAAAACUUCCUGGAGGGUCGCACCGAUAUCGAUGAAUUCCUGACUAAUUUCAUGGAAAAGAGAACGCUUUGCCACAGCAGACGGGCCAAAGAAGAGAAGUUGCAACAAUCCAUCAACACACAUGGACAGUUUCCUACCAGCCAUUAGAACACAAGGUUUGGUGUUUUCUCAGCCAACUGCUGCCAACUAAAAUGAAAAAACCAUUGAAGGGGCCGAAAAGCACACUGAGUCAACAAUGGGCACUUUGGAGAAAUAAGAAGAUAGCAAUGGCAAUGCUGGGCUAAAAUAAGAAGCCCGCUGUUGAUGUUGGAUUGCGUGAGAGCAAGAUGGAGAAACUAUCGCGUCACCACAGGAGACCAAAACUGGGAGAAUGAGCGACACAUGCCGAGAUGUUCCAGUCACAUUACUAAGGACUGAUCACAUUGUGGAGAUUUUUUUUUUUUUUUUUUGCAGUUCUGUUUGUCCAGUUUUGACUUGACAGUGAUGACGAGAGUUUUGUUUUCUUCUGAAUUUAUGUCGCAUCGCUCAGUUAGGAGCAACACCUGCACUUGAUCAGAGUGUUUGGUGACGUCAACACAUUUGGAAGGAAGUACAAAUUGCUUUGCACAGUAUUCCCCAUCUUGCAUUUUUCCAUGCAGUGAGCAAGUUAAUAUCACUUUGAAAUUGUUUUGAAAUGCUAAUGUGUCUGUACUAUUCGUCUCUGAGAUCAUUGUCCGGUCCUUGCUUUAUUUCCCCACAAAGGAGAUGCUGUGCAGCCGUUGCAACGCUCAUUUUCUGCUUGCAUUGGAAAUGUUGUUCUAGACAUUGACGGAGAUUAACUUGGGAUUUGACCGCAAAGAAAAGAAGCAAGGACAGGACACUGCUGUCAGGAGACCUUUAAAUCGGGCUAUCAAAACUGUGCGUUUUAACUGUGGGAAAUGGUUGAUUCUUUAUCAGGUUGUUGGGUUUCCCACUUUGAACAAAUUCUGAGUGCAACAUGAUUAUCAGUGUGCUUGCAUAAACAUUCAUAAUUCCUUUGAACAUCUUAAGGCAGCACUCGGCUCACCGUGUACUGUUUUGUGUACUGUAUGUCUUAAUAGACUUGUUUCAAAAUCAAGGUCAAGCUAAACCAAACAGCAGACCAAACAACGUAUAAAAGUUGUUUAUUUUUAGUUACUGUAUCAAAAUUUUCUUGUCACACCGUAAACCGGAUGCUGACAUGAUUCGCGGUUGUGGUUUAUCUUACUCAAAACAAACCAACUAAGUCCUUUUUCCAUUUUGUGAUUCACAGGUCAGACAUUUCCUGCAGAACACAAUGUAGUGUUUUUGUAACGCUAUUACCUGAAUUCUAGGCCGUUUAAUUAUCACUUAUUGAGUUAUUUGUGUGGAUGCAAACAUACUGAUCAUCACCUUGCCCUAAUGUGCACCUUUACGACAGCCCGACUAUUUUGCGACACCUUUUGAACUUGAAAUCGCUGAUGAAAAGCCUCAGAAGAUAUGGGAUAAUGUUGAGCAAGAUUAGAUUAAAUGCUGCAGUAACACUCAAUGACAUUUGGAUACUGUAUUUAAAUAAUGUUAAUAAUAGGCUGUAUUGUAAUCAGAGACUCAGACACCUUGUAUUAUAUGUUCUUAUUUAAUUUGUUAGAGUAAUAAAGCAUUUAGAAUAA
Molecule: messenger RNA, 3031 nt
Organism: Acanthochromis polyacanthus (spiny chromis)
Lineage: Eukaryota; Metazoa; Chordata; Actinopteri; Pomacentridae
Gene: vps37a
Product: VPS37A subunit of ESCRT-I
Exons: 12
Coding region: 348-1532 (394 amino acids)
Biological process (GO): protein targeting to vacuole; protein targeting to membrane; ubiquitin-dependent protein catabolic process via the multivesicular body sorting pathway
Cellular component (GO): ESCRT I complex
Source: RefSeq, a predicted model, not a curated record